AUGCUGGGAGGAGGGGAACGCGGACUUGGGAUGAUGGACGUCUGCGGCGACGGGAAAAGAUUUGGGACGACGUCCGCUGAACUGAAGUGAGUGAGAUGAGUGAGAGGAGACCGGUUGAUGGUCUGUCAUGAGGAGGCGGAGGAAAGGGAUCACCGACGACGGCGGCCAAGAAGGAGAAGAAGGAGACGACGUCGAAAGUGAGAAGGCGCUUUUAUUCCGAUGGCAAGCGAGUUCUUCUUCGGCUUCUGACUCACGGCAUGGAAGACGUGUUCCAUCUUCAAAAGUGUAUUCUUCCGCCCUACCGGUCAUGAUGUCAGCUUCGUUUGAACUUCCGCGCUGUAAAUAUGCUUUAUCCACUGCCAAUUGA
This is a messenger RNA of Caenorhabditis auriculariae, 367 nucleotides long. The record is from the annotation of a GenBank genome assembly. NCBI's taxonomy places the organism in Eukaryota, Metazoa, Nematoda, Chromadorea, Rhabditida, Rhabditidae.